Octopus bimaculoides (California two-spot octopus) is the source of this 2211-nucleotide messenger RNA. RefSeq names its product acidic fibroblast growth factor intracellular-binding protein B. The record is from RefSeq and is a predicted model, not a curated record. Lineage: Eukaryota; Metazoa; Mollusca; Cephalopoda; Octopoda; Octopodidae. Gene Ontology annotation, cellular component: nucleus.
UUUUGUUGUUUUGUUUUUAAUUUCUUUCCCCUCCCCUUGUUAUUCAAUUCCUGAUUUUUUUUUUUUUUGCUUUAGUUUAAUUACUAUCGAUUUGUGAAUAGCAACAACUUUUUAUUUAUAUCUAGUCGACUUUUUAAAGGGCCGCACUUCGACCGUCGUGUCACACACACACACAUCUAUAUAAAAUAUAUAAUAUAAAUACACACAUACAUACAUACAUACACGCAAGCACACGAACACAUCCAUCUCAAAGAUCAAACCUUAAAUCGACUCUGUUGAAAUCCUCCAUCGACUCUCGGACGACUUUAAAAUCAAAAUUCCUUAAUUCUUUAUUUCAUUAACUACGUAGUGUGAAUUCGAAAUGGCAAAUACUAUCAGUGAGGUUGAUGUGAUGGUAGGCAGCCGUCUAAUCGUUGAUCCAGAAGUCUAUGAAUAUUGGUUAAACGGUAACACAGCACAUGAAGCGGCCAUCAAUCUACAACAGAACGGAGUGCUUGUAAAGUACCAAGCAACAUUUGAUGAUCUUCUUAGCGACACCAGAGACUAUUACCGUACUUUUGCAAGUCUCGAACGAUUACUGAAAAACCCUCCCAAACUCGCUGAUCAACAAACCUAUCUUAUUGAUCCUGAUACUCAGAGUAUGCUGAUUGAAAAAUACUAUCAGUUCGAUCCUCGUGUUGUAAGGGAAAUUCUUGGCAAGAAGCUCUCAGCUCGCAAUCGCAAAGAUUUGGAUGAUGUAAGUGAGAAGACCAAAGUUUUAUUACGAAGUUGUCGGCGUCAGUUUGAUAACAUUAAGCGUGUUUUUAAGACUGUGGAAGAAAUGAUGGGUACCCUCGUUGAUAACAUCUGUACCUAUUACCUACUACCUAAAGAACUUGCUCGACAGUACGCUGCAAUAGUCUUCAUCACAAACAAUAGGUUUGAAACUGGUAAGAAAAAACUCGCAUUUCUCACAUUUGAAGAUUAUGUUCAUUGUGCAAACCAAAUGAUUGCUAAAUGGUCUUAUAGUUCUGUGGAAUGCACAGGCCAUGAAGACAUGGAUGUCGAUCUGGACAGGGAUUUUUUGCAGAAGUUACGAGAUCUAAAAAUUCUUACAGAAAAGGAACACCUCGAUGAACAUAAAAGUAUUGUCUUAGAUAAAGUGCUGAAGAUAAUGUCCGACAGAGCUUUUCAAGAUCUGGAAGCGAAUUUCAAGAAUGUUUCAAAAACAAUCAUCAACAUUGCUUAUGGUUUGAACCAUAGCAAAGACGCACGUGACAUUUUUGUUGACUUGGUUGAGAAAAUGAUAGAACCAUGUUUUCAGUCUCGAUGGACACAAGCAGACAUGCAAUAUUUCUUGACAGCUUACCGAGAGAGCUGCAAAGAGAUGCAGCUCUUUAUCCGCACUGAUCCAAACUUACUUGUUGUGUGGGAGCGAUACAUCAGCACACUUUCUAGUUGCGUUUUACAGAUUUAUCACACAUGACUUGGGCUGUGAGCAUGUGUUUUACCAGGGGACAUUUAUGUGGUGCAUUUGACAUGCUGAAACAAAGGGCUGACAGCUUGGCCAAACAGGGAUCAUUAUCGACUCAGUCAUUUUGUUGUAGAUGUAAGUUUUUUGCGGGGGAUUGGAGUUGUUUUUUGUUUUUUUGCUUUUUUUUUAUAUAUUCUAUAUCAAUCCAGAUUGUGCAAAAACUUAAAAAUUCCAUCCAACCAUCAAACCUUUCACAACCAAAUUAACCAACAGCUGAUACUUAGUUAGAAUAUAGAGAAUAUAAUAUCUAAAUAUCUGAUGUGAAUUUUUAGUUUAGGUCUCAUACAUUCUCACUUCUUUUUCCUACAUUUCUUUAUAGGAUAAUUGUAAAAGUAAGUGAAAAGACUUUUAUUGAUCCCCAAUACUAUUGGCACAAUGGGUUUUUUUUUCUUUUUUUUUUUUUGUUUAUUCUUUUUCUUUUCUUUGGUGGUAGGUGGUAUAGGUGAUUAAAUUGAUCACUAUGUUUGACUGGUACUUUUUUUUUAUUUUUUGACCCUGGAAGGAUAAAAGAUAAAACAAAGUUGAUCUCAGAGGGAUAUAGAUUCGAAGUGCGAAAAAGGCUUUAAUGACCCUUUAGUAUUCAGAUAACUCUUAUCAAACGUAAUGCUUAUAUAUAUUUACAUUAUUUUGAAUUACUCAUGCAUUGUCUCGUAGUUUUGAGAUUUCAAUGAUGCUACUCUUUACUUUAGGAAUAACAU